Molecule: messenger RNA, 2964 nt
Organism: Menidia menidia (Atlantic silverside)
Lineage: Eukaryota; Metazoa; Chordata; Actinopteri; Atheriniformes; Atherinopsidae
Source: the annotation of a GenBank genome assembly
AUGGAGUACAGUGAGAGAGUGCUGUGUGGGACGGGGGAGGUGGAGCUGGACCCCAACAUCGUGAGUGAAGAGGCUGGAAAACUGUAUUCAGAGCUACAGACUGUUAUUGAGACUCAUGGUGAAAGUGUGGUGGAGUCCCUAGUUCCCAUAUUUGUGUGGGUCCUGGAGGGACUGGCCUCCUGCAAAGCCCAGCUCAGAGAGCGGGAGGAGGAAGUGGAGAGGGAGAAAACUGAGAGAGAGGAGCUGCUGGAGAGAUACCAAGCAGAGAGAGCCCUGAGGAAAGAGAGUCAAGAGAGGUAUCUGGAGCUGGAUGACCAAAUCGAGCAGGAGAGGAGAGCCGUCAGGGGGAGGGAAAAGGAGCGAGAACAACGAGAGCGAGAUCUCGAGAAGAAAGCACGAGAACAAGCCGAUCAGUUGGUGGCCUUGGAGGAGCAGAAGGCGAAUCUUAGUAGAGAGCUGAGUACACUGAGACAUACUCACAACAAGUUGACUCACACAUAUCGGGAACUUCUGGAAAAGAGGAAGGAUUCUGAAAGGGAUUCUCCUUUAAGGAAUCAUGUGCGUCCCAAGAAUGCCGACUUUUCCUCCCACCAGGUCUUGUCUGAAUCCAUCGUUAAUGAAAAGAUUAUUCAAAGACCACAUUCAAACUCUGGUCCCCCAAAUUUGGAUGAAAAUCUCUUGACCAAGAAUGAAAAACCAGUGGCUUUAGCUGCAAAGCCUUCUGGAGAUCAGAUUCUCACUGACAUCAUUAGCUCCACCCCUGAGCUUACACAGUUUCACGACUGUAUGAAGGCGAGCACCCCAAAUAGGUCUGACCCCGAGGAGCCCCUAAAAGAUGAGUUACAGGCUAGUUUAGAGGACCAGAUGAGGGAAUCCGAGGAGAUUAAAGUGGAAGAGAAGGGAGUAGAGGUGCAGACAAAUGACCAGGAGGAUGAGGAGGAUGAAGACGACAGCAUGGAGUGGGAACUCCGUAACACAGACUCUGUAUUCUCUGAACUGUCAGAGCUGAGUCGAGACUAUGUAGAGAGUGUAGACAGAGGAGCCAGUAUUAGAGGCAGCACAGACCAGUUUGAAGAUGUUCUCGCUCAGUUUGAGGAACUGAAAGUCACACAUGAGUUAGUCGAAGCUGCCCGAAAGGCUCUGAUAUCUCGUGUAGUUGAGCUGACUGAUGACCGCUCAGCUCUCAUCCUGGAAGUUGCCUCUCUUCAGGAAACUGUGUCAAGAUUAGAGGGGCGGUUGAAGGAGAAGGAGGAGGAAGUGAAGAGACUACGGAGAGAGCUGGAGUCGUGCCAGUCUCAGGAUCCAGAUGCAAUGUCCAUGCGUCACUUCUCCCGCUCCGAAAUGGCCCGUGUGGUCAUGGAGAAGAACCAGUACAAGCAGCGUCUGUUUGAGCUGCAGGAGGCCAUGAGACACAGUCAGUCUCUCAGAGCAACAAAGGAGGAGAAGUACACAGAGGAAAGGAGGUCAGGUGUUUGGAGAAAAUUCAACCGCCUGUUUGGCCUCACCAAGGGGCCACUGGUACCACCUUCUACAUCUGCAGCGUUCCUCUCAUCUUCACCUUCACUCAGCCGCUCUUCUUUGGGGUCUAUACAACUCUCCUCUCCCAUUCAAACCCAGAAUGAGUCUGCUUCUCCUUCUGUUGUUUCUCCGCGUGUCAGGAGGAAGGAACUCUAUAGAGAAAUACGCUCCUACAUUUGGCGGACUCUGGGAAAGCGACAGAUACAUGGUUGGAGCACACUGCUGUCAAACACACAGUCCCAGGAACCUGGACCUGAGCCUAAAGAUGUGCCUGUCCUGGUCCAGCUUAGACUGCUGGAUCAAAGAGACUCCACUGCCAAGCUGAACUGUGCGGUUGCAGUCUCACCUGAGAUCUCAGGAGAGGCCACAUGUUCUGUGUGGGUGGUUUCUGGCCCUGCCUCCUGCAGUGAUAUUACAGUGAUUGAUCCGGCACGGCCCAACACAGUACUGGAUCAGUUCAGCCUCCCUCCCACAGCCCCUGCCCUCUGCAUCUGUGCUGUGCCUCCCAUAGGUAAAUCUGCCGGAAGCGUAUGGAUUGGAACUCAGGAAGGAAGUAUUCUGUUGCACCGAGCCUCUAGUGACAGGAGGUGCUGUCUGCAGUCUGCGUGUCUCUCAGAAGGAGUUCAUUCACUCACGUACUCCAACAGUCAGGUUGUAGCUGGUUUAGGCGACGGGGCAUUGGCAUUUUUUUCACACAAUUCAGAUGGCUGGAAUCUGCAGUCCCACUCUGUGAUGUCGCUUGGAUCAAACCCUCUGCAGCCCAUUCGCUGUUGCCUCGCUAAAGGUGGCCGUCUUUGGGUGGGAUACUGGAACAAAGUACACGUGGUCGACACAGACAGCAAGAAGGUGGAGCAAACAUUUUCAGUGUCCGAGCGCAGUGAGCAGCAGGUCCGCUUCCUGUGUGCUGGAGGAAGUGGCGUCUGGGCGUCCUGUCGACUGGACCCAGUCCUCAGGCUGUUCGAUUGGACAACUGGACGCCCACUGCAGGAAGUCGACUUUGCUGCUUUGGUCACAAAAACAUUAGGCCAGCCGUACCUGACGCUUUCACCACUCCAGAUCUCUGCUCUGACUGUCAUCUCUGGACGUCUGUGGGUGGGCACAGGAGGUGGUGCCAUUUUCUCCAUCCCUUUAUCCAUAACUUCAGAAGACGCCUCCAUCCCGUACAGUUUAACUGCAUCAGCCCAGCUGUCCUACCAUGGACACAGACAAGCAGUCAGAUACAUUAUUGCUGCACCUGGUUGUUUAAUCACCCCCCCUGGAAGCAGCCAAGUCACUCCUGCUCAGCUUAUUAUCAGUGGAGGAGAGGGCUACAUCAAUUUCCGCAUUGGAGAUGAUGCGAGUGACGACUCGACCGAGGUGCCCCAGGCCACACCACAGCGCUCAGAACGCAGUCACAUGAUAAUCUGGCAGAACCCCGCUCCCUCUGUGCCCAGCCCUGCACUCUGA